CUCACAUCCCCAGCACUUCCUCGAGCCGCGCCGGGGAGGAGGUAGCAGGAGCCGCUGCCGCAGCAGCAGCAGUUGCCGCCGCCGCUCGUGGUCGCGCAGUUCGUGCAGCCGCCGCCGGGCCCGCCGCCGCGCCAUGGCUGAUCAGCUGACUGAAGAACAGAUUGCUGAAUUCAAGGAAGCCUUUUCCCUAUUUGACAAAGAUGGUGAUGGUACUAUCACAACAAAAGAACUGGGAACUGUCAUGAGGUCUUUGGGUCAAAAUCCAACAGAAGCAGAAUUGCAGGAUAUGAUCAACGAGGUAGAUGCUGAUGGCAAUGGCACUAUCGACUUCCCUGAAUUUUUAACCAUGAUGGCCAGAAAAAUGAAGGACACAGACAGCGAGGAAGAAAUCCGUGAGGCAUUCCGAGUCUUUGACAAGGAUGGCAAUGGCUAUAUCAGUGCAGCAGAACUACGUCACGUUAUGACAAACUUAGGAGAAAAGCUAACAGAUGAAGAAGUAGAUGAAAUGAUCAGAGAAGCAGACAUUGAUGGGGAUGGGCAAGUCAACUAUGAAGAAUUCGUACAGAUGAUGACUGCAAAGUGAAGAGACCUCCUUUACACCUUUUUUCCUCUAGAAGAAUCAAAUUGAAUCUUUUACUUACCUCUUGCAAAAAAAUGUUCAUUUAUUCAUUCUGUUUCUGUAUAGCAAAACUGAAUGUCAAAAUACCUUCUGUCCACAAACUGCAUGUAAUGGUUGGUGGUCCUGUCCCCAAAAGAUAAAGUUAAACAUCAGUUUUACAAUAUAAAUAAUUGUACUACCUUGAAAAUUAAAAAAAAAAAAAGGAAGCACUUAGUGAACUCAAAAGUUCCAUUUGCUAAUGACUAUUACACUGUUUGGGCUGGCCAGUUUUUCAUGCAUGCAGCUUGACAAUUGAGCACAGUCAGACAUUUGUAUUAAAAGGAAAAAAAAAAACCAACCUAAAGGAUCCACUCUUUUGUUCAACAGUGGAUUCUAGUUCAAUUUGUAGUAUAAAUUGUCAUAGCUGGUUUACUUUAAAAUUGGUUUAUACCUCAGGAUGGUAUGCAGCAAAAUGGUUGAAGGAUGCAAAACUUAGAGAAAAUGCCCUAAAGGUUGAAUGGUUUUCCUGUACGUAGCAGUGUGCUCCAAAAAAUAUGAUGAUCUUAACUAUGGAUGGCAUGUCUGUGUUAAAAUACUGGUUUAACAUUGUCUGCAUUGCACUAUAGUGAAACGGGUGUCGGGCUGUUACCGUUCACAAAAUUUUUAAAAGAAACCUUCACCAAGGGAGCAUCUUUGGACUCUCAUAUUUUUAAAACCUUCUGUACCAUGACUUGGAGCUGGCGGAGUAGCCUGUGGACUUCAGCACAACUAUCAACAUCGCUGUUCAAGAUAUUACAAUUUAUGUCCAUUCCAAGUUGUAAAUGCUAGUCUUUUUUUCCAAUAAAAGACCAUUAACUUAAAGGUGGUGUUAAAUGCUUUGUAAAGCUAAAAUAUAUAUAUAAUUGAGAUAAUAAACCAAAAAAGCAGUAGGAGGGAAGUGUUUCUAUGAAUGACUUGCUGCUAAAUUAUAAUGCACAUGUAUGCAAUAAGUUAUCCCCUAUCUUUUCAAGAUGGCAAGAACUGACCUCCUGUAACCCAAGACCUUUGCUAUAAAUAAAUGAACUUGUGCUUGCCUUUCAUAUUACGACAAUGUUAAUUUAGUUGGUCUCAAAGUCGUGUAAUGCUGACUCGUCAACUAUCAGCACAGAAGUAACACCAUUUCACUAAAGUGGAGAGCUCUGACCAUGCAUGUCAAUACUGGGGAAACAUGUAUAGGUUGCUUAUGGUUUUUUUGACAGAUUAUAGAAACUAGUUGGAGAAUUUAAACAGCAUGAAUUUCAUAGAUACCUAUGAUUCUUAAAUAUGCCAAAAAUGCAUUUCUCUACCCACAGAAAGAAAAGGACAUUUCUUUUACAAUAUGUGGAAAAAAAAAAAAAAACAAAAACCAAACCCCAAACACUAAGCCUUUUUGGAAACUGGGGCUGUUAUAUCUUGACUAUCUUCUCAAACACUUGCAUGAAUUUUGUGGGGUGGAGAAGAGGACUAGGGUUAAUUUAAAAACCAUCUUGUUACUUCUGCUUUGCAUGCACUAGCAGUGCUUAGUCAUUCCAGGUCUCUGAGUUGGUGUUCUCUGAUCCUUCAGCUUCCCCAUGAAUGAGUGGCAAAGCAGCUAUGACCACUCUUCUUUGUUUGAAAGAAGAAUGUUUUUGUUUUUUUUUUAAUAGCAGAGCCUCCAUGUGGAAGGCUUUUGUGAUUGGGAGGGAGGGACUACAGCUUAAUUACUUGACUGUAAGUUUGUUUCCAAAUGUAACUGGAGUUGCAAACCUUAAUUGCCUUUGGUUUUGGAGAGUAUUGAUACUAUCUCUUGAGAGGGAUGCAAGUCUCCAUUCAUCCUGUCUAACUGAGGUGCCUGUGUUAAGAACUUGGUUGCUUGAAAUGCAGCUUUGCUCAGUGGGGGUCAAGAGACACCUCCAGAAGGCAAUUAAGACUAUCUGCCUUCAGCGAUUUUUUUUUUUUUUUUUAAUUAUUUUAUUUUAUUUUUUCCUGGGGGGGUGGGGGGAGGUCUGGGUGAUGAGGGACCCAGACACCUUAACCAAGUGCCUAAAAGUUAGAUGGGCUGAAUGUAGGCAAUUGUUUAGAUCUCUAGUUGUUGCAAAGGCUUUUUGCUAUGGCUGUGUAUGCUGUCCUAGCAAACUGGCCAUGAUGAUGGGAAUGUCUGACUACCAUUUGAAAGUAGUGUCUUGCAUGGCAGCUGCAAACUGCUACUUUGGUAGUGCUUGAGAAUGGCUGCACUGAUUCUGUAGACCAGCUUUUAAAGAGAAUGUACUCAAGAGACAGGCAAGGUAGGAGCAAUGGUUGCUGCUCUGAACUAAUUACUUCUGCCUGAGUGUGCAGAGAGAUCUUGUCUAGUAGGUAAAUGCUUCUUACCAUCUAUCUGUCAUUCACUCACGGUUGGUAGGGUAGUUCAUUUAAGAACAGCUGCUUUUAGUUUAUUCAGUGUGCUCUGUGCUUGCUAGCAAAGAGACCUCAUUCCUGCAAGAGGUUCUUGGCUUGAUUAGAAAUUGUCUGGCAGUGUGCAGUGUUGGUAUGCCCUGUAACUGAAUCUGCCUGGAGGUAUCUAAUUAUUAACUGACUUCAGUACCACAUCAACCUUGAGUAAAUGUAUCCUCUGUACAGGACUUUAGCUCUGUUCCCUUCUGCAUAGUGAAUAUCUAGAGAAAUGAAAUAGUGUCAUCAAGGACUUUUUUUUUUUUUUUAAUUUUUUUUUUUCUGUGAGUGUGUGUGUGUGUGGCUUUGGCUUUUUCCAAAUGUGAAAGUGUGGGCUGGAUACACUUGGUGCAUGGCUUAGAAACAUGGGACUGGAGAGAACUUCCUGGGUCAUCAGAUCCAGUCCCCUGCUAUUGCAGGCAACCGUGUCAUAUAAUCCUUUUAAUAAACUGAUCAAGCUUAA
This is a messenger RNA of Harpia harpyja (harpy eagle), 3488 nucleotides long. It is a transcript of the gene CALM1, whose product is annotated as calmodulin 1. The coding region runs from base 134 to 583 and encodes 149 amino acids. Gene Ontology annotation, molecular function: calcium ion binding. Lineage: Eukaryota; Metazoa; Chordata; Aves; Accipitriformes; Accipitridae. The transcript is spliced from 6 exons. The record is from RefSeq and is a predicted model, not a curated record.